CGUUUUGAUAGUGGGAGCGAUAAGUUUUCGAAGGUAUUUAUUUGCGAUAAUGGAGCCUAAAGUAAUUUUUUUCUUAUAACAUGUGUGGAUACACCCAAACAUUUACUUUUGAACAAGCAUUGUCUAAAUACAGUCUAAACUGAUAAGUGGCAAAAAAAGUGUGAAAUUCUGUGCAAUCCUCCGACCUAGUUAUCCAUAAAAAAGUAUAUUCUAUUUUAAGAAGUGUAAUAAGAUCCAGUAAGCAGCAAUGAUUCGUGAUCGUUUGUAUGAACUUAAACCAAUAAAUAACGACGAAUCUAUAGAAAUUGACAGUGAGAUAGAGCAAGAAGAUGAACUGCAUAAUGUACUAAAUAAGUUUCUAGCUAUUAGACAACAAAUCAAUUUGAUACGAAGCAAUAUAGACUCAAUGAAAGCUUUAGUUAAUGAACAAAAGUUUCACUAUAAGGAUAAAAAUAUUCGAGAACAAAUGGAAUUUUUAAUAACUGAUAGCUUAGCUAAAUCGCAAAAUGUUCACAAGUCAAUCAAAGUCUUCCAGGACGAACUUGCAGAGCCAUGCGAAUCCCGAAUCAUAUUUAGAGUCAAAAAUAUGCAAUUGUCGCUUAUAAAAAAUGAAUAUUUAAAUGUGUACAGAGAGCAUUCGCUGUUUGUUGAAAAGUAUGAGGAGAAACUGAAAAAAAUACUUAAACGGGAAGCACAAAUUAUGUCUAGAAACAUUUCGAUCGAAGAGACAGAGGAACUGAUAUCGAAUAGAGAAAAAGGGCCGUCAUUAUUUGUCGGAAAUAUUCUCGAAGAGACACAGAAGGCACAGCAUGAACUUAGAGAAAUUGUUCAAAGGCACAACAUGCUGAUUAAUUUAGAGAAAACUAUGGAAGAAAUUCGUGACAUGUUCUUUCAUAUAUCCACAUAUGUCAUGGAACAAGGUUCCUUAAUUCAAGUCAUUGAGUAUGAAACAGAAAAUGCUUCUAAAAAUGUCGACAAAGGAGCUGACGAACUAGAAAAGGCUCGAGAUUUGCAAAUUAAAGCUCUUAAGAAGAAAACUUACAUCCUUAUUAUCCUGUUAAUAGUUUUAGGUGUAAUAGUUUUGAUACUUUUGAUAACAUAACGGAAUAAACUUACAAACAACUUUAAUUAAUUUCCUUGUACACAA
This is a messenger RNA of Chironomus riparius, 1147 nucleotides long. The record is from the annotation of a GenBank genome assembly. Lineage: Eukaryota; Metazoa; Arthropoda; Insecta; Diptera; Chironomidae.